Arabidopsis thaliana (thale cress) is the source of this 1513-nucleotide messenger RNA. It is a transcript of the gene SQN, whose product is annotated as peptidyl-prolyl cis-trans isomerase / cyclophilin-40 (CYP40) / rotamase. Gene Ontology annotation, biological process: protein folding. Gene Ontology annotation, cellular component: cytoplasm. The record is from RefSeq and is marked reviewed. Gene Ontology annotation, molecular function: peptidyl-prolyl cis-trans isomerase activity. The transcript has 9 exons. Bases 156 to 1241 code for a protein of 361 amino acids. NCBI's taxonomy places the organism in Eukaryota, Viridiplantae, Streptophyta, Magnoliopsida, Brassicales, Brassicaceae.
UUUGUCUCUUCCUCUGAUUCUUUCUCUCUCUCUCUCUCUCUCUCUCUCUCUCUCUCUCUCUCUCUCUCUCUCUCUCUCUCUCUCUCUCUCUCUCUCUCUCUGUCUCGUCUUUGUUUCGGUUUCAAGAAAGCAAGAGGAAGAAGAAGAAGAAGAAGAUGGGUAGGUCAAAGUGUUUCAUGGACAUUAGCAUUGGAGGUGAGCUUGAAGGAAGGAUUGUUAUUGAGCUUUACGAUGAUGUUGUUCCCAAAACCGCUGAGAAUUUUCGAUUACUCUGUACCGGUGAGAAGGGUUUAGGUCCAAAUACUGGUGUACCUCUCCAUUACAAGGGGAAUCGAUUUCAUCGUGUUAUCAAGGGGUUUAUGAUACAAGGUGGGGAUAUAUCAGCUAAUGAUGGUACUGGUGGUGAGUCUAUCUAUGGCUUGAAGUUUGACGAUGAGAAUUUUGAGCUGAAACAUGAGAGGAAAGGGAUGCUCUCUAUGGCUAACUCUGGUCCCAACACUAAUGGCUCUCAGUUUUUCAUUACGACAACUCGCACUUCUCAUUUAGAUGGGAAACAUGUUGUGUUUGGAAGGGUUACGAAAGGAAUGGGUGUUGUUCGGUCGAUUGAGCAUGUUAGCAUAGAGGAACAGUCUUGUCCUUCUCAGGAUGUUGUGAUCCAUGACUGUGGAGAAAUCCCUGAGGGUGCAGAUGAUGGGAUUUGUGACUUUUUCAAGGAUGGUGAUGUGUACCCUGACUGGCCUAUUGAUCUGAAUGAAAGCCCAGCUGAGUUAUCUUGGUGGAUGGAGACUGUUGAUUUUGUCAAGGCUCAUGGGAAUGAGCACUUUAAGAAACAAGACUAUAAGAUGGCUCUUAGAAAGUACCGUAAGGCUUUACGCUAUCUGGAUAUUUGCUGGGAGAAAGAGGGCAUUGAUGAAGAGACGAGUACUGCCUUGCGUAAGACAAAGUCGCAGAUCUUCACUAAUAGUGCUGCCUGCAAACUCAAAUUCGGAGAUGCAAAAGGAGCGUUGUUGGACACUGAAUUUGCUAUGCGUGAUGAAGAUAACAAUGUUAAAGCAUUGUUUCGACAAGGCCAGGCAUACAUGGCUCUUAAUAACGUCGAUGCUGCUGCUGAAAGCCUUGAGAAAGCUCUUCAAUUCGAACCUAAUGACGCUGGUAUCAAGAAAGAAUAUGCUGCUGUUAUGAAAAAGAUUGCCUUUAGAGACAACGAAGAGAAAAAGCAGUACCGCAAAAUGUUCGUAUAGGGGGGGGGGGGGGUGCUCUGCUUCAUUUAGGGUUUGGUCGGAUAGUGAGGAAGAAGACUAACAAAAAGUGAAAAGAAGCAUAUAAAGAAAGAAAAAACAUUCAAAAAAGGACUUUGGGAAUUGUUUCUAUUUCCCUCAUUUUGGUAAACAUGUUUUUACUUUUGCAUCAUGGCAAAGACUGAUGCAUAGUAAUAUCGACUGGGAAAUUGUUUUUACCCAAAGGAUAGAUUCAGUGCUUGAGACUGUUAAUGAAAUUUUGAGUUACUUGGCCA